AACAGAUAAGGGGCGCUAAAGGAUAGAGUUGUUAGUAGUACUGGUCUCAACGGAAAAAUCUUUGCCACAAUUCCAAGCCAUUAUAGAAACGUGUGCUGACUAUCAAAUGCUGUCAUGUCAUCGCCUAAGCGGGAGAGUCGUUAAAGGCGGAGUUACAGCGGUCAUUCAGCGGUCGAUGAUGUCAUAACAGCAGACGAACAAACGAGUCAUUUUACAGUGGCUUUCAGUUGGUUGCGACAAGUCGCGGAAAACACUGCCUUCUACUUCGGCUUGGCGCCAUGGACGAGACAGAUCUACAAGGAGACGUCAAUUCGCUCGAAAAGAAUCAAAAGAGAAAACGCAUUCUGGAUGAUAAAGCUUGUGAAGUGUGCGGUGAUCGUUCCACUGGGAAACAUUAUGGAGUGUACUCGUGCGAUGGGUGCAGUGGCUUCUACAAGAGAACGUCCCGACGAGCGGAGCCCUGGCUGUGCAAGGGCCAGGGACAUUGUCCGGUGGAUAAGAGCAGUCGCAAUGACUGUAAAGCUUGUCGGCUCAAGAAAUGUGUCGAGAUUGGCAUGAAUUUAGACGGUGUGUACCGCCGUUCAAGGUUGAGUGAAGAACUAAUUCAAUCACCUCCUUUAGAUGGUUCAGCAGUCAAUGCACAUAGUGACAUGCGCACUGAGGCGUCACCAUCGCCGGAAGCUCUUGGUUUUCCUGUUGCGACUUCACAAAUAAGGCUUGCUCAAAUAAAAACAGUGAUGGUCAAAACAGAAGAGCAGCCGCAUCAACAACACCAGCAGCUUACGGAACAGCAAAAAGUUACAGAAGAACGGCAACAUACCACUGAAGAUAUUCAAAAAGCACCUUCCAGUCCGAAAUCUUACGACGAAAGACGAGACGACGAAAUAGUCGCUCGGCAGCCAAACGGAAAUCCUUCGGAAAAUAAUAACCACUACAACCCAAUCCAUCGUGCUUCUCCUUACACUACCCCACUAACGUGUUCACCCAUCCCUAGUCCUGUCAGGGUGUCGUUGACAGUACAGGGGAGUGGCACAAACAUCCGUCCUGGUUUAUCCUCCACACCACUCUCUUCGCAAAGAUUCCAUCCUCCUAUAUCGUCCAUUCAUCAGAACGGACACCAGGGUUCAACCACCUCCUAUCCUAAGCUGCCUAACGGAGAAGCUGCCAUCAACAGCCAUCGGUUGACCUCCACGGCUCUUGUGUCCUUCAGGAACGUCCAAAGGCACUUAAAGCCUUCGCAGAUAAGCCUACCAGAACUCCAUCAGGCGGUGGAACCUCUUUCGUUUCACACUUCUGAGCCUCUCCAAGAUGCCGCUGUGCGUCUUCUGUCGGUGUCACUGAAGUUUGGUCGCAGACUUCCUUGCUUCAGGCGCCUGCCUUUUCGUGACCAAGUUAUCCUUUUAGAAGAAGGGUGGAAAGAAAUGUUGCUUCUGGAUUCAGUUUUCUGGAUGCUGUCACCAGGGGGUGCCAUUGAGGCAGAAAGCAAUCAGCGACGUGAACAAGAAUUUAAAAACAUGCAAGAGGCUCUUACGCCUUUGAAAUCACUCAAGUUGGACAGCUCUGAAUACGCAUGUCUCAAGGCUGUCAUCCUCUUCAGGACAAAUACUCAGGGUCUGAAAGCAGCAGAUCAAGUCGAAGAACUUCAAGACGAAGCUCAGCUUAUACUUGCAGAUUACAUUUGGUCCAGACUCCCAGCUCAACCCGCUCGCUUUGGUAAAAUACUACUAAGCGUGGCUGCGCUGCGCAGUCUCGCCGAGAAACCAAUUGAACACUUGUUUUUUAGCUCUAUUCCCGCCAAAGACAUGUUUGAAUCCAUAUUAUCACAAGUGAUAAGUUCUAACUGAAUAUUUACAGCGGAAAUGAACCUCCUCUUCUUCUGAUAAAGGCUAAGAGCUUUCCUUGCCUAAUUUUAAGGCUAACUGGUUUUUAUAUCUCAGUAAAGUAAUUUAUCUUGAAUUUUCUUGUUGUAAAUAAGGCAUCUAGGUGAGAUCCUUCAGAAACCUCCGAGCUUUCAAUUAUAUAAUCAAGAUUACAGGAAUCAAAGGUUCUGUCUCAAUAUCGUUCUUGCGGUUGAGUUUCAGGAAAGGAUAUUGUUCUCUUAUCUUAUUGUGAGAAAUAAAGGAAUAAUUUUUCACCAUGUGAACGGUGACAGCUCGAAA
Molecule: messenger RNA, 2159 nt
Organism: Stylophora pistillata
Lineage: Eukaryota; Metazoa; Cnidaria; Anthozoa; Scleractinia; Pocilloporidae
Product: photoreceptor-specific nuclear receptor
Biological process (GO): regulation of DNA-templated transcription
Molecular function (GO): DNA-binding transcription factor activity; sequence-specific DNA binding; zinc ion binding
Source: RefSeq, a predicted model, not a curated record